Zychaea mexicana is the source of this 255-nucleotide messenger RNA. RefSeq lists its product as uncharacterized. The record is from RefSeq and is a predicted model, not a curated record. NCBI's taxonomy places the organism in Eukaryota, Fungi, Mucoromycota, Mucoromycetes, Mucorales, Lichtheimiaceae. The annotation marks the transcript as partial. The transcript has a single exon.
UUACUACCCACCCCCCAACCGUCAGAAUUCAGCUACAUCUACCUAUCAAUCCGCGCUCGAUUCCGACAAUUAAAGAUCGACAAUAGCUAUAUCCUUGACGUCCACUACCCUGCACACGAUGUUGUUGCAUUACUUGUACAUAAGGAUUUUGUUCCCCACCUGACUGCCCAUCAGAGCAACGUCAACAUUGAACUCAUAGCAAACUUUGUCCCACCGCACCUCAGCACCUCAGAUUCGCGUCAAUGCCGAGCCUGA